AGAGAGGCAGGGAUAGAGAGGGAGCUGGGAUAGAGAGAUAGAAAGAGAUAGAAAGAGAGAGAGAGUGUGUUUAGGAUUCACGCAUUCGGCAGCCAACUAAACGUGUUGCUCAAACUGAGAGAGGGGAAUACGAAACGCUUGUAAUGACAGCAGCGUCAAGAUAGCUGAAUUGCGCGAGUAAACAAGGCUUCGCGCAGCUGAUAGCAACAAAUCAGGCAGACAGUUUCGAAAGAGGAGACACGGAAAAGCGAUCUAGUCUGGGGUGGCCCGAAAGCGUGGACAAGGCUGUAAACCAGAAAAUGACUGAUCGUUUCGCUGGAUAAGACCCUUAUUCCUUGGCUGGGAUCAUGUAGAGCCCUUUGAAGGUGCAUUGAGACUGCAAUUUGGACCUUCAACCAUUGGUUCCCGUUAAAAUCCACUAUAUGGAGAAAAAUCCUGGAAUGUUUUCCUCAAAAACCUUAAUUUCUUUUCGACUGAAGAACGAAAAACAUCUUGGAGGACAGGGGGAAAAGACAUGGCGGAUGCUGACCUGGACUUCACAACAGGCGAUGCAGGUGCCUCUGCUACCUACCCCAUGCAGUGCUCUGCCCUGCGCAAAAAUGGUUUUGUGGUUUUAAAGGGUCGGCCAUGCAAGAUUGUGGAGAUGUCCACAUCUAAGACUGGUAAACAUGGACACGCCAAGGUUCACAUGGUGGGCAUUGACAUCUUCUCAGGCAAAAAGUAUGAGGAUAUCUGUCCCUCAACCCACAAUAUGGAUGUCCCUAACAUCAAAAGAAUGGACUACCAGCUUAUUGGCAUACAGGAUGGCUACCUGUCUCUGCUCCAGGACAGUGGUGAGGUCAGAGAAGACCUGAAAAUGCCAGAGGGAGACCUUGGCAAAGAGAUAGAAAGCAAGUUCGAUGCUGGUGAGGAAAUCCUGAUCACUGUCCUGUCUGCUAUGAAUGAGGAGGCUGCAGUAGCCAUCAAAGCCAUGGCUAAAUAAAUCACAGCAGGGGUUGACAAGAUGCUUCGGAUCCGGAAAGGAGAGAAUUAGACCUCAGCAAUGCUAUCUUCCCUCCUUUUUUAUUCUUUCUUUAUUUCUCCCUCUCUGUACUUUAUAGCCCAUCUGUAGGUUAAAAUUUAGGAAAUAAAUUUAAUAUUCAAAAUGUUCCAAACUAAAUUAAAUUCUUGGAAAUGGAAUUCAUGGACAGUGAACUAAAGCACCAUUGUAAUGUAUGUCUGGUGUGGGACAUUAUCUUUUUUUUUCUUUUGAGGAGGGCACCUCAUAAUCUCUCCAGUUAGUAUGAGUGUCCUUGUGACACUUUUUAUAUAAAACAAUAUCUGUCCCAAAUAUGUUCUUUGUUAUCUUAAAUUAAGUAGCAAAUAGCUACAAGAGGUCUGUUAUGUGGUUCAUUUUAUUUACAAGCAAUUAAGGGUGCAGAGGGGAAGUAAACAUUCUUGAAUGAAAACAUUCAAGUGCAGAAUCUCCUGUGAAGGACAGAUACAAAGGCAAUAUGUGUAAUAGGAUGCAGUUUUGUAUCACAGGACCAAGUGUUCUGCAUAACUUCCCUUUUAUCUUCUGGUA
Messenger RNA from Pimephales promelas (fathead minnow), 1564 nucleotides. RefSeq names its product eukaryotic translation initiation factor 5A-1. The record is from RefSeq and is a predicted model, not a curated record. Gene Ontology annotation, molecular function: translation elongation factor activity; RNA binding; ribosome binding. Gene Ontology annotation, biological process: positive regulation of translational elongation; positive regulation of translational termination. Lineage: Eukaryota; Metazoa; Chordata; Actinopteri; Cypriniformes; Leuciscidae.